AUGAGUCAGCAAACAUUUAUUUCAGUUAUUUGUCUUACAGUUGGUACUUGCAAGCAGGAGAUGCUCCAGAAGAAGAAUGCUGUUCUGGUAGAUGGGAUCAUCUUAAACGGUCCAAUAAUGGACUCAAAGGCAGGAGAGAAGUUUGUGGAAGAGGCCUGUAAAAUGAUAAUGGAAGAAGUGGUCCAGAAAGCUGAUGAUGUAACAGAGAAGGUGUGCGAAUGGCAAGCCCCGGAAGCACUAAAGCAGAUCCUUGACCUGGAAAUCAGGGAUGCUGGAGAAUCGCAUCAGAAGCUCUUGCAGCUCUGCCGGGAUGUUAUACAAUACAGUGUCAAAACCAGUCAUCCCAGAUUUUUUAAUCAGCUGUAUGCUGGAACAGAUUAUUACUCGUUAGUGGCUCGUUUCAUUACAGAAGCAUUAAACCCAAGUGUAUAUACAUAUGAAGUAUCUCCUGUGUUUCUGUUGGUGGAAGAAGCAGUCAUCAAGAAAAUGAUUGAGUUUAUAGGCUGGGAGGAAGGUGAUGGCAUAUUUAAUCCAGGUGGCUCUGUUUCUAAUAUGUAUGCUAUGAACUUGGCAAGAUACAAAUUUUGUCCUGAGAUAAAGGAAAAAGGGCUUUCAGGUUUCCCACGGCUAGUCCUGUUCACUUCAGAAGAGUGUCAUUACUCCAUGAAAAAGGCAGCCUCCUUCCUGGGUAUUGGUACGGAGAAUGUUUACUUCAUCAAAACAGAUGACAGAGGUAAGAUGGUACCUGAGGAACUGGAGAAACAAGUCCAACGGGCCAGGAAAGAGGGGUCAGCGCCGUUUCUUGUCUGUGCUACGGCAGGCACAACAGUGCUGGGAGCGUUUGAUCCUCUGGAUAAGAUUGCCACUAUCUGUGAAAAGCAUGGCCUCUGGCUUCAUGUUGAUGCUUCUUGGGGUGGCUCAGCUUUGAUAUCGAGCAAGCAUCGCAGACUUCUUCAUGGCAUUCACAGGGCUGAUUCUGUUGCCUGGAAUCCCCAUAAAAUGCUGCUGGCAGGAAUCCAGUGCUGUGCUCUUCUGGUGAAAGACAAUUCUGGCCUUCUGAAGAAGUGCUACUCUGCCAAAGCUGCAUACCUCUUCCAGCAGGACAAGUUCUACGAUGUCAGCUAUGACACCGGUGACAAGUCCAUUCAGUGCAGCAGGCGCCCAGAUGCAUUCAAAUUCUGGCUCAUGUGGAAAGCCCUGGGAACCACGGGCCUGGAGGAAAGAGUGAACAGGGCUCUGGCUUUGGCUAGAUACUUAGUGGAGGAAAUUAAGAAAAGAGAGGGAUUCCAGCUUCUUUUGGAGCCAGAGUAUGCAAAUGUUUGCUUCUGGUACAUUCCACCAAGCUUAAGAAAAAUGGAAGAUGGACCUGAAUUUUGGCAGAAGCUACACCAGGUUGCUCCUAUAAUUAAAGAAAGAAUGAUGAAGAAAGGCAGCAUGAUGCUUGGGUACCAACCUCACCAGGGCAAAGUCAACUUCUUCCGCCAGGUGGUGAUCAGCCCCCAUGUUAGUCGAGAGGACAUGGACUUCCUGCUGGAUGAAAUCGAGCUGCUUGCUAAGGAUUUGUAG
Molecule: messenger RNA, 1566 nt
Organism: Indicator indicator
Lineage: Eukaryota; Metazoa; Chordata; Aves; Piciformes; Indicatoridae
Gene: GADL1
Product: glutamate decarboxylase like 1
Exons: 15
Coding region: 1-1566 (521 amino acids)
Biological process (GO): carboxylic acid metabolic process
Cellular component (GO): cytoplasm
Molecular function (GO): carboxy-lyase activity; pyridoxal phosphate binding
Source: RefSeq, a predicted model, not a curated record